AUGAGAUUCACUUGUUCCAUUGUUUUGCUCGCCUUGACCACUUCGGUUUCUGCCUUCGCACCCUCAGCGUUCCCUGGAAGCCACGCAUCAACCAAGCUCUAUUCCGAACCAGCAGAGGGAGAGGGCCUUGAUCUGAACUUGGAGGAAAUGUUUGAAAUGUUUGACGCCGCCGACAAGGAGGAGGACUUUGAUGACGCUGUGGAUAAAGUCAAAGGAAAGGAGGACUAA
Messenger RNA from Seminavis robusta, 228 nucleotides. The record is from the annotation of a GenBank genome assembly. Lineage: Eukaryota; Bacillariophyta; Bacillariophyceae; Naviculales; Naviculaceae.